Molecule: messenger RNA, 2723 nt
Organism: Mauremys reevesii (Reeves's turtle)
Lineage: Eukaryota; Metazoa; Chordata; Testudines; Geoemydidae
Gene: CTXND1
Product: cortexin domain containing 1
Exons: 5
Coding region: 427-606 (59 amino acids)
Source: RefSeq, a predicted model, not a curated record
GACUUAGACCUACGUUACUGGAAUGCUAACAUAUGACUGAAAGCCUCGCAUCUGGAAGCUCACAUGCAGAUCCAUUUUGCUGCUGUAAUUGAGAGCACAUCCUGUGAAGUCUACCCUAAGCAAGCCAAGACCUCCUCUUCUGGAUUAAUACACUAGCCAUAGUCUUUGGAUUGGCACCAAAUGCAGUCCCAAGGAAGCUCACAGUGAGUUUAGGUGAAGUGCGGAGUGAACACCCCAUCCCAGCAACACUGAGAAUGUAAAUCGGGGGCUAUAUUUAAAGCGUGCAACCCAGUCCCAAGGGCCCUCGCCUCCUUCACCCACCAGCCUGACCAAGGGUGGAUGUCAAGGGAAAUCUCUCCUACCGCUCAUUCUGUGUACGAUGAUGGUAGCAGUAAGCACAAACCCGGAUGAGGAGAGACGCAAACAAUGGAGGCCCCAACACCAGAGCCUGUGUACGUUGAUGUGGACAAAGGACUAACAUUAGCAUGUUUCGUCUUCCUUUGCCUUUUCUUGAUCGUGAUGAUUAUUCGCUGUGCAAAAGUCAUCAUGGACCCUUACAGCGCCAUCCCAACUUCCACAUGGGAGGAGCAGCACCUGGAUGACUGAAAGGGACACUGCGGGAAGCUUUCAGAGCACAACCUGGAAGGCCUUUUCAUUCAGAGAAGGUGAAUGUAUAUUAAACCGAGAUACAGAGUGGUGCAAAUACAGCAUAUCAGUUACAUUUUCUUGCACAGCAGGUUGUAAACAUCAUUGUGUCCCUAUCUGAUGGUACAGCCUAUUUCUGGUAUAACCUUCAUAUAUUAACAAGAGAAAUUAUGAUUGUAACUUGAAUAGCACAAAAGCUUUCUAGGCAAUAAGGCUCCCUUAAAGCUUCUAAUAUAAACCUCAACCUGGCAUUCUUUUUCCUUAAGGAAUAUUUUUCUAUAUUGUUUCCAAUAAAUAAGAGGAUGGAUAGCUAUCAGUACUUGGAAAAGCAAUAAGGGCAUUUGAUCUUUCUUUGACAACGGGUUGCUUAUAGUAUGUUUGUCAGCUGUUUUUGUGUGGCUCUUAAGGCUAUGAAAAUCCCACACCUUAUAGGUGUGCAAAGUCUAAGGCUAUGAAAAAUGCCAUACCUUAUUGGUGUGCAAAGUCUCCUGGGAAUUUCUGCCCCUGGGAUGGCAGUGAAUGUAAGUACUAAAAUGGCUCAUAUGGUGGAGUAGAGAGGUGUGCACAAACUUAUUCCUGGCUAACUGAGUUCUAGGCACAUACUUUCCCCUGCAGUAUUGUGGAAAUGUACUUCCAAGGGUCAGGAUUAUGAAAUACACAAAACUUGUGGUGAUUUUCAAAUGAGCAGAUGUACAAUUGCUCCCCUCUUUUAUUUACAGGUGUUAAGAGUCAGCCUUGUUCCUACCCAUCUGGGUUGCACAAGGUUAAAGGAACAAAGGCAAGAGAAGAAGAGACGUAACUCAGAACUAGCUACUCUAGAUAAGAUGGGGUUAUAUUUUCCUACUGGUCAGUAAGAAGAAGAGUAUUUAGCAACAGCUUAGAACAUGCAUUCUGCUGUGGCAAAAUUAAGUACCUUUAAUAGAAGAAAUUUUCACAAAAUUGUAAUAUAAAUAUCUUCCCUAUUUCCCCUUCUUAACCAUUCACUAAUUAUUGCAGAUAAGGAGGAGAAAGGGAUUCAAAGAGCACCCAGACUAUAUUGUGCAGCUUUGAAGUUUGGAGGGAAAGGAAUUCCCUCUGAAAAAUAAAUCCUAGGUUCUUUAUUCCCAGAAAACUUUCAGUCCUGUCUCUGUUGCAAAAAUUCACCCACAGCUGCCUUCCUGCAGUGACUACAGGUUUUGCUCAAGGGAGUCCAAGGAACUAAUGGAGUAAUAAGGAGUUUACCCUACAGGAGUCAUGCUGCAGAUGCUAGGUUUCAGCUAGAGCUGCCAUGGGUGUAUCCGUGAGGAACCAGUUUCCACCAAACUUGGAGGUAUCCAGCUACUCACACACAGAGGGGGGUAUUUAGCUAUUUGCCCCUUAUAUUUCCAACUCCAUUACCAUGCUGCCAGGUGCCUUUCCCAGAUAAGGUUGCCUCCAUGUGGUAGGGUGCAUUGUAUAGGAAGGGGGUAUCCAAUGGUUGGAGCAAGGAAUUAGGAAUUAAGGUUCCUUGGUUUCUAUUCUCAGCUCUGUUGCAGAUUUGUUACAUGACCAGACAAGUUACUUCAUUUCUCUAUGCCUCACUUUACUCAUCCGUAAACUGAGCCACAGUAAUAUUUGCCUGCCUCCCACUGUGCCCUGAAGGUUAAUCAAGAUCAGCAGAGCACUUGGAGAUCCGUAAAUAAGAAGCACUGCAUAUAGAGACAAAGUAUUAAUUUAUUGUUAUUACUUGUGAAGUUGGAAUAAAGGGAGUGGUUGAGACUUAUUAUAGGGUAGGUUAAAUUCCCCCCAUUUCAGAGGAACCCCAUAAGGUGCUCUGCACCAUUUAACACCUGCCUUAAGGAUCAGAUUCUGCUGUUCUUAGUCCUGGUUGUUAGCACUUUGCUCCGUUAAUCAUCCCACUGGUUUCAGAGGGAUUCUUUGUGGCGUAAGAUGCUAUUCCACAUUAUUAAGGGCAUCCAAAUCUGGCUCAAAGAGGUGUGGAGAGCAUUGUGCAGAACUUCUGCACUGGGAUGAAUUUCACCCUCAGUUCAUUUCUGGUGUUCAUUUGGGAGAAAGGAGUUUACUAUAAAUGCUAGGACCUACCUGGAUAGUGCAGCUCU